AUGCGGCGGGUGGCGGUUGUGGGUGCGGGGAUCUCCGGCCUAGCGGCGGCCUAUGAGCUCGCGAAGGCCGGCGUUGAGGUGGCGAUUUAUGAGAAAAAGGAGUGUCUGGGAGAUCAUGCCCGCGUAGUUAAUGUUGAUGGCGUCGAUAUUCAUCUCGGAUUCACUGAUUUUAAUCCGAUUUUAUUUCAAAACAUGACAAAAUUGUUCGAGGAACUUGAUGUGAAGAUGGAAGCAACUGAUAUGUCAUUCUCAAUAAGCUUACAAGAUGGGAAUUAUGAGUGGGGCAAUCGAAAUGGCUUUAGAAGUUUGUUUGCAAAAAAAACCAACAUGGUGAACCCUUUUGUUUGGUAUAUGUUUAAAGAAAUCUUCAUCUUUAAGAAUGAUGCCAUUAGGUACCUCAAUGAGCGCAAAGAAAACCCUAAGUUGGACCGCAGUGAAACAUUGGCUUUCUACUUAAAGUCACAAGGAUACUCUCAGCUAUUUCAAAAUGAAUUUCUUAUUCCUACAUGUGCAUCUAUAUGGUCAUGUUCUUCAGAAGAAGUACAGAACUUCUCUGCUUAUACUGUGCUAUCUUUUUGCCUCAAUAAUCACUUUCUAGAGGUUAGUAUUUACAUAUUAUUUCAAGAUGUUGUUAAUUUACUUAUAGAAAGAUUUACAUACAUUCGACUAAAUUCCUAUACUUUUACGGGACAUUUACAGAAAGAUGUAUCUUGGUGUAUGCUUUUCGCUGACGAUAUCAUUCUUCUCGAUGCCCGACCACAAGGACUCACUGCUAGGUGCCUCUCACAAAACUAUAUAAAUAAGAUAAGAGAAGAGUUGAAGGGUAGAGGUUGUCAUAUAAAGUUGGGAUGUGUUGUACAAACAGUAUCAAAUACUGAAAAGGGCUGCUCUGUCAUAACAAGAAGUGGUUUAGAGGAACUCUAUGAUGAAUGCAUAAUCACCGUCCAUGCACCAGAUGCAUUAAAAAUACUUGGAAAGCAGGCAACCUACGAGGAAUCAAGAAUACUUGGUGCCUUUCGGUAUAUUUACAGUGAUGUAUAUCUUCACUGUGAUGAAAGUCUGAUGCCCCAAAACCCAACAUCAUGGAGUGCUAGGAAUUUUCUUGAGAAAAAUAAUACAAGUUAUCUUACAUAUUGGCUAAAUGUGCUUCAGAAUCUGGGAUCAGUUGAUCGAACAUUGCUUGUAACUCUAAACCCCCCUUCUGUUCCAAAGAACAAGAUACUGGAGUGGACAACUAGCUAUCCUGUACCCUCGUUAGCUGCGUCAAAAGCCUCUCUCGACCUAGAAAAAAUCCAGGGAAAAAGAAGAAUCUUUUUUUGUGGGUCUUAUCAAGGUUAGUCACACUCACGCAAGGAUGAACAAGUAAAACUUGGAACUCCAAAACUAUUAUUGAUAUCUUUUACGGAAAUAUAUUAAAAGACUGAUUUUAGUACAAUCAUGCUAAUGUUAUGUUUCUGAAAAAUUUUAUGUGUAGAAUUAGAUUUAUUUCUUAAUAUAAUUUUAU
This is a messenger RNA of Phalaenopsis equestris, 1504 nucleotides long. RefSeq lists its product as uncharacterized. Lineage: Eukaryota; Viridiplantae; Streptophyta; Magnoliopsida; Asparagales; Orchidaceae. The record is from RefSeq and is a predicted model, not a curated record. Bases 1 to 1338 code for a protein of 445 amino acids. Gene Ontology annotation, molecular function: oxidoreductase activity. The transcript has 10 exons.